This is a messenger RNA of Lodderomyces pseudojiufengensis, 552 nucleotides long. RefSeq lists its product as uncharacterized. The coding region runs from base 1 to 552 and encodes 183 amino acids. NCBI's taxonomy places the organism in Eukaryota, Fungi, Ascomycota, Pichiomycetes, Serinales, Debaryomycetaceae. The transcript has a single exon. The record is from RefSeq and is a predicted model, not a curated record.
AUGACCGAAUAUAAACCCAUAAAACAAUUUAUCGAUAACUUAGGAAGCAAUCUCACAAAUGAUAUAAUUGAGCACACCAACAAUGAGGAUAACAAAAAUAACACCAACAAUCCAACUCCUUUUUAUUCAAGUCCACCACCUCCAUUCCCACCAACAUCAUCAACUUCAUAUGAAAUGAACAAUAUGAAUAAUCAAGGUGCAUCAUCUUCUACCUCACAAGCAGAACAAGAUUUACAGUCUCAAAAAAUUCACCCACAACCUCAACCUUGUUCUCCAGAAGCAAGUAAAAUUACAUUUUGUUUUGGAGUAAGUUGUAUAUUAUUUUUUUUUUCAACAAUAAUGUUAACAGCUGGAGAAAAUAAAUAUGUUAGAGUAUGGGGUUUAUUAGGUAUAAUAAUUGGUGUUUUUUUAUUAUUUAUUGCUGGUUGUAUUGUAUUUGAAGUUCAUGAUAUUUAUGGUAAUAAAAAAUUUUUAAAAUUUGUUGGGUUUGGAUUUUUAGGAACUAUUUUAAUACUGAUUGGUGUAAUGUUGGCAUUUUUAAAACUUGUAUAA